AUGAAGAAUAUUGAAAAGUAUACUAAAAAUUCUAACGAACAACAACUUACACGUUCAUGUUGUGCAAACUUGAUUACAUCAUCAGUAAAUACCACAAUCCUACCAUCAUCAUCAUCAUCAUCAUCAUCAUCACGUACGUCAUCAGCAUCCUUGUCAACACAACAACAACAACACCAAUUACCUAGUACUUCGAAUUCAAUAUUCAAUUUCGAUUUUACUUCAACAACAACUUAUCAAGAAUGGUUACAAAUGAUGAAACAUUUACAACAUAACGAUCAUUUAAAACAAUUUACCAAUAAUAACAGUAAUAAUAAUAUUCGAACGGAAUUACACUCUCAUUAUUCAUCGCCUACAUCUUUCAUUGAAACUAACAAUAAAAACAUUGAACUAUUGAACAAGAAAUAUGAUCCGCUACAUUCAAACAAUUUAAUAUCACAAUAUUAUUAUUAUUAUUAUUGUAAUUAUUAUUUUGGUUUACAAAAAUCACAUGAAUUUCUUCAAUCACAACAACAAAAUCAACUUGAUAAUAAUAACAGUCAUAGUGAAAUAUUUAAAUUUGACGGAACCGCCGAUACAACAUUCAAUUCAGAUAAACAAAAUAGUUCAUUGAAACAUUUAACACCAUCUGUUCAUUGUUCAAUUUCAACAUCAUCAACAUCAACAACUGCGACAACAAAAUCUAUUGUAAAAAAUUCACAAUUAUUUUCUUCUGCAAAUAAUUAUUCACCAAUUUUAUUUGAAGGUCAAGGACGAGUAAAUCAAUUAGGCGGUAUGUUUAUAAAUGGUAGACCAUUACCAUAUGAGACACGUUUAAAAAUUGUUGAAUUAUCCAACAGUGGUAUACGUCCAUGUGAUAUAUCACGUCAAUUAAAAGUAUCCCAUGGUUGUGUCAGUAAAAUUUUACAACGUUACAGUGAAACAGGUAAGUGA
This is a messenger RNA of Schistosoma turkestanicum, 930 nucleotides long. NCBI's taxonomy places the organism in Eukaryota, Metazoa, Platyhelminthes, Trematoda, Strigeidida, Schistosomatidae. The record is from the annotation of a GenBank genome assembly.